AUGCGUCUCAUUAUACGUAAAGAUUAUGACGCGGUAUCUGAACAUAUGGCAAAUUACAUCAAAAAUAGAAUUAUUGAAUUUAAUCCAACUCCUGAUAAACCAUUUGUUCUCGGUUUACCCACGGGUUCUUCACCUGUUGGUGUUUAUAAAAAUUUUGUAAAAUAUUAUCAAAAUGAAGAAUUAAGUUUUAAGAAUGUAGUCACUUUCAAUAUGGAUGAAUAUGUAGGAUUACCAAGAGAUCAUCCAGAAAGUUAUCAUUCAUUUAUGUGGCACCAUUUGUUUAAAUUUGUUGAUAUUCUACCACAAAAUGUUCACAUUCUCAAUGGAAAUGCGGAAAAUUUAGAAGAAGAAUGUAGAAAUUUUGAGGAAAAGAUGAAAUCUUAUGGUGGUGUUGAAUUAUUUUUAGGAGAUGGUCACAUUGCAUUCAAUGAACCAGGUUCAUCUUUGUCCUCCCGAACACGAGCCAAAACUCUAGCUUAUGAUACCAUUUUAGCAAAUUCGCGUUUCUUUGAUUAUAAUGUCAAUAAAGUACCAAGGAUGGCUUUGACUGUUGGUGUGGGAACGGUGAUGGAUGCAAGGGAAGUAGCGAUAAUUAUCACAGGGGCUCAUAAGGCACUUGCAUUGGCUAAAUGUAUAGAAGAAGGAGUAAAUCAUAUGUGGACAGUCUCUGCAAUUCAACUUCACUCUAAUGCAUUGAUCGUUUGUGAUGAAGAUGCUACUUUAGAAUUACACGUUAAAACUGUAAAAUACUUUAAAAGCAUUGAACAUGUAAUUAAUGAUUUGGUUGGAGCUGAAAAUGUCGGAUUGCAAGGUAACGUCAAACGAUACCCAACUCCCGAAGUUACACCUACUCGAGAAGCAUUUUAUAAUUUGCCAUUUAAAAAGUGA
Molecule: messenger RNA, 888 nt
Organism: Diversispora eburnea
Lineage: Eukaryota; Fungi; Glomeromycota; Glomeromycetes; Diversisporales; Diversisporaceae
Source: the annotation of a GenBank genome assembly